Messenger RNA from Eruca vesicaria subsp. sativa (arugula), 867 nucleotides. The record is from the annotation of a GenBank genome assembly. Lineage: Eukaryota; Viridiplantae; Streptophyta; Magnoliopsida; Brassicales; Brassicaceae.
AUGGCGACGACACGUUCCAUUUCUCGCUCCAUUCCUAGGCUCUUGACUCGAUCCUUCGCUUCCUCUACUCCCCUCUCCAAAACUCCGUCAUCCUCGUCUCUCCUCAGCCGUCACGUCCCCUCGCUGCCGCGUUGUCCUCCGUUCUCCGUGGUGGAUUUGUCUCUGUUAAAUUUCUUUCCUCGCACGCUACUGCGUCUUCUCUUAACGAUCAGAGUCCCAACUGGUCUAACAGGCCACCCAAGGAGACGAUCUUGCUCGAUGGGUGUGAUUUUGAGCAUUGGCUUGUGGUUGUGGAUGCACCAGCGUAAUCUUACUAGAGACGAGAUCAUCGACGGUUACAUCAAAACCCUAGCGCAGAUUGUUGGCAGUGAAGAAGAGGCGAGGAUGAAGAUUUACUCUGUUUCACAUAGGUGUUACUUUGCUUUUGGUGCACUUGUGUCUAAAGAUCUUUCUCACAAGCUCAAAGAGUUGCCUAAUGUGCUUUGGGUUCUUCCUGAUUAUUACCUUGAUGUGAAGAACAAAGAAUAUGGAGGGGAACCUUUCAUUGAUGGGAGAGCUGUUCCUUAUGAUACCAAGUACCACGAGGAAUGGAUAAGGAACAAUGAUAGCGCAAAUUACAAAAACAGGCGCAACCGAAGCCCUCCUCCUCAACGUCCUCCCAUGGGUGGCUCUGCACCUCCUCCACCUCACAUGGGGCAGAACUACGGCGGACCACCACCGCAGAACAACAUGGGAGGACAAAGGCCUCCACCGAACUAUGGAGGAGCACCACCGCAGAACAACAUGGGAGGAGGUCCACCAAAUGCAGGAUGGUCAGGUAACAACUACCAGCAGCAGAGUGGUGGAAUGCAGCAGCCACAGUACUAG